AUGGUGGAGCAGGGAGACGCGGCGCCGCUGCUGCGCUGGGCCGAGGGCCCCGCGGUCUCCCUGCCGCAGGCCCCGCAGCCGCAGGCGGGAGGACGCGGCCGGGGUGGCGGCCGGGGCGCCCGGGCGGUCGCGGAGCCGCGCAGGAGGCGGGAACCUGAGGAGCCGGCUCCCUCCGAGGUGCUGCUACAGCCCGGGCGCCUGGAGCUGGGCGACGUGGAGGAGGACCAGGUGGUGGCAGUGUUCGUGGUCACCUUCGACCCCCGCUCUGGAAACAUGGUGGAAUGGUGCUUACCUCAAGAUAUAGACCUUGAAGGUGUUGAGUUCAAGUCUAUGGCCAGCGGGUCCCAUAAAAUUCAGUCUGACUUCAUCUAUUUCCGAAAAGGGCCCUUCUUCGGCCUGGCCUGCUUUGCCAACAUGCCCGUGGAAAGCGAGCUGGAACGUGGGGCACGGAUGAAGUCUGUGGGCAUCCUCUCUCCUUCCUACACCCUGCUUUACCGGUACAUGCACUUCUUGGAGAACCAGGUUCGACACCAGCUGGAGAUGCCGGGACAUUACUCUCAUCUGGCUGCCUUCUAUGAGGACAAGAAAGGGGUGCUCCAUGCCGGCCCCGGCAGAGGCAGCAGCCUGCCCCCUGUCUACUGGCUGCCUUCCAUCCACCAAUACAUGUACCCUGAGAUGAAGAUCACACACCCAGCUGGCUGCAUGUCUCAGUUUAUUAAGUUCUUUGGAGAACAGAUCCUCAUCCUCUGGAAAUUUGCCUUGCUCCGAAAGCGCAUUUUGAUAUUUUCUCCCCCACCUGUGGGCGUUGUGUGCUACAGAGUGUACUGCUGCUGCUGCCUGGCCAACGUCUCGCUGCCUGGCAUCGGGGGCACCAUUCCUGAGUCCAAGCCUUUCUUCUACGUGAACGUGGCUGACAUCGAGAGCCUGGAGGUAGAGGUGUCCUAUGUGGCCUGCACCACAGAGAAGAUAUUCGAGGAGAAGCGGGAGCUGUACGACGUCUAUGUGGAUAACCAGAAUGUGAAGACGCACCACGACCACCUGCAGCCGCUGCUGAAGAUCAACAGUGCGGACAGGGAGAAGUAUCGGCGGCUCAAUGAACAGAGGCAGAUGUUGUUGUAUUCCCAGGAAGUAGAAGAAGACUACAACCCUUGUGAAGAGGACCUGUUUGUGCUAUUUUUCUUAGAACAAAACAACCGGAUAUUUCAGACUUUGUUGGAGGUGUCUGCCAGUCAAGACAAAACUCUGACAGCAGAGCAUGCCCGGGGCAUGGGUCUGGACCCCCAAGGAGACCGCAGCUUUCUCAUGGACCUGCUGGAGGCCUAUGGCAUCGAUGUCAUGUUGGUCAUUGACAACCCCUGUUGCCCAUAGGAAGAGUGACACAGAGCUACAGAGCCACUCACGUGAGGUGACAGCAGCCUGGAGUUCACCCCAGACCCUAAAGGGCCUCAUUUUUUAUUAAGUUUACACAAAGGAAUAUUGUUUAUACUUUCCAUCUAAUGUAAUUUUUGUAAUUUCCUUUCUGCCCUUUGAACCUAGACGUAAGGUAAGACUGCCCUGGUUUUGUGUCCUGCUUUGGUGUAGGGCACUGGAAUCUGCCACUUUCUCCUAGAGCUGCUUGUCCUUUGACUUUGGUCUUAGGAGUUGUUUCACUCUGAGCGGGCUGAGCCCUGGAAACCUGGGGAUGGACUGUUCAGAAUGUAUGUAUGGUCUUUGUCCCUUAGUAUAUUCAAGAAUAAGACAACCAUCUGUCGAAUGUGGCCUUAGAUACUCAUCUGCCUAAAGGUGGAAACUAGGCCAAAUGACCUGUCAAGGUUUCUGUCAGUUGUAAAAGUCAGUAGUCUAGGGAUCAGAUCUCUCUUCUUGUUCACCAGGGCAACUCUGUCUUCCCUGUUCACUUGAGUUGGGACCACAAAAGGACAAAAGGAUAUUUCUUACACCAAAUAUCAGUGUCUCUUAAGGACAGAA
This is a messenger RNA of Microcebus murinus (gray mouse lemur), 1965 nucleotides long. It is a transcript of the gene DENND11, whose product is annotated as DENN domain containing 11. The record is from RefSeq and is a predicted model, not a curated record. Gene Ontology annotation, cellular component: cytoplasm. Lineage: Eukaryota; Metazoa; Chordata; Mammalia; Primates; Cheirogaleidae.